This is a messenger RNA of Cotesia congregata, 795 nucleotides long. The record is from the annotation of a GenBank genome assembly. Lineage: Eukaryota; Metazoa; Arthropoda; Insecta; Hymenoptera; Braconidae.
AUGAGUAAGAAGAGAUCUCGUUCACGAUCUAGGGAGAGAGAUCGGGACGAUCGUAAAACUAGUAAAAAACUGAAAUCAAUGCAGGUCCAAAUUGAUAACCUUACAAACUGUGUAAAAGAAUUUAUACAGAGCCAAAGAAAAGAAACUCAGUCUACAGGUCCGACGACAAAAGUCGAUGAUACCAUCGAAAAACAGUGGACAAAUUGGAUGGCUAAAGGCCUAACAGAAGAAGCUCGGAAAGAACUACUCAAAAAAUAUUCUCGAAGAGAUCAACAUUUUGCUGAUACCCAAAACUGUGUAGGUACAGCUCUUAUUUCUCUUGGUUCAGCAAUAUCAAUGCUGAUGGAAAAUCCUGAGGAUGGUGUAGAUCAGAUCCAACUCAUGAAAUACAUCUGGGAUGCAGGAAAAAUUAUGGCAGACGUUUUUCAUCAACAUUCAACUGCACGAAAAUCAUUUAUCACUCCCAAUCUCGAUAAAGAUAUCAAGUCGACGUUAGAAGCGACAGUUUCCGACGAAUGGCUUUAUGGUCAAAAGCUAACUGAUCAGGUGAAGGACGCUAAAAAUAUUAAAAAAGCGUCUACAUCACUUAAAGCCCCAGAAAAAUCAACAACUAAGAAGACAACUAGUCAGGUAAAUUGGAGAGGCUCACCUGGGAAAGCCAGACAGGUGGGCUAUUACCCGAAACGGCAGUUCACGAACGUGAAAUACAAACCGAGACCUUUUCAGACAAGGCCAUCUCAGAGUUCAAGUCGCUCGACGACGCAAACGUCGAGUCGAUCGACGUCGAAGAAGUAA